Messenger RNA from Sciurus carolinensis (gray squirrel), 1952 nucleotides. RefSeq names its product carboxylesterase 1D-like. Gene Ontology annotation, biological process: lipid catabolic process. Bases 81 to 1745 code for a protein of 554 amino acids. Gene Ontology annotation, molecular function: carboxylic ester hydrolase activity. NCBI's taxonomy places the organism in Eukaryota, Metazoa, Chordata, Mammalia, Rodentia, Sciuridae. Gene Ontology annotation, cellular component: endoplasmic reticulum; lipid droplet. The transcript has 13 exons. The record is from RefSeq and is a predicted model, not a curated record.
UUCAGUUCUGGAGCAGGACCUGUGCCUUGCCUCUGAGCAGCACAGAGUCUUCAUUGUCCCGCAGAUGCUGCCCAUCCAGGAUGUGGCUCUAUUCUGUGGUCUUGGCCUCUCUCUCUGCUUGCACUGCUUGGGCAGGACACCCGUCCUCGCCACCCGUGGUGGACACUGUGUACGGCAAAGUCCUGGGGAAGUACGUCAGCCUGGAAGGAUCUGAGCAGCCUGUGGCCGUUUUCCUGGGGGUCCCUUUUGCCAAGCCCCCUCUGGGAUCCCUGAGGUUUGCUCCGCCGCAGCCUGCAGAGCCCUGGAGCUCCGUGAAGAACACCACCUCCUACCCUCCUAUGUGCUCCCAAGAUGUGGAGGUGGGGCAGGUGCUCUCCGAGCUCUUUACCUUCAGAAAGGAGAACAUUCCCCUCACCUUCUCUGAAGACUGCCUUUACCUGAAUAUUUACACUCCUGCAGCCCUGACAGGGAGAAGCAGGCUGCCGGUGAUGGUGUGGAUCCAUGGAGGUGGACUGGUGGUAGGCGGGGCAUCCACUUAUGAUGGACUGGCCCUCUCUGCCCAUGAAAACGUAGUGGUGGUGACCACCCAGUACCGCCUGGGCAUGUGGGGAUUCUUCAGCACAGGGGAUGAGCACAGUCGGGGGAACUGGGGUCACCUGGACCAGGUGGCUGCUCUGCGCUGGGUCCAGGACAACAUUGCCAACUUUGGAGGGAACCCAGACUCUGUGACCAUCUUUGGAGAGUCAGCAGGAGGUCAAAGUGUGUCUGCUCUUGUGCUGUCUCCCCUGGCCCAGAACCUCUUCCACAGGGCCAUCUCACAGAGUGCAGUGGUCCUCUCUGCUGCCUUGGUCAUGAGGAACAUCAAGCCUGUGGCUGAGCAAAUUGCUAUUGCUGCUGGGUGUAAAGCCACCACAUCAGCAAUCAUCGUUCACUGUAUGCGCCAGAAGACAGAAGAAGAGCUCUUGGAGAUUACAAUGAAAAUGAGCAGACCUUCCAUGCUCACUGUCAUUGAUGGAGUGCUGCUGCCAAAGACACCAGAAGAGAUUUUGGCUGAUAAGAAUUUCAACACCGUCCCCUACAUGGUGGGAAUCAACAAGCAAGAGUUCGGCUGGCUCAUUCCCGAGGUAUUGAUGCGCUAUCCACUCUCCGAAGGCAACCUGGACCAGAAGACGGCCACGUCACUCUUGAGGAAGUCCUACCCAAUGGUCAACCUCUCUGAGGAACUGACUCCAGUGGCCGUUGAGAAGUAUUUAGGAGGGACAGAUGAUCCUGUCAAAAAGAAAGAGCUUUUCCUGGACUUGAUGGGAGAUGUGGUUUUUGGUGUCCCUUCUGUGAUUGUGGCCCGUAACCACAGAGAUGCCGGAGGCCCCACCUACAUGUAUGAGUUUGAGUAUCGCCCGAGCUUCGCAUCACACAAGAGACCUGCGACAGUGGUAGGAGACCACGGUGAUGAGCUUUUCUCAGUCUUCGGAUCCCCAUUUUUAAAAGAGGGAGCCUCAGAGGAGGAGACCAACCUCAGCAGGAUGGUGAUGAGAUUCUGGGCCAACUUUGCUCGCAAUGGGAACCCCAACGGAGACGGGCUGCCCCACUGGCCAGAGUACGACCAGAAGGAAGGGUACCUGCAGAUCGGUGCCACCACCCAGGCAGCCGAGGGGCUGAAGGACAAGGAAGUGGCUUUCUGGACUGAGCUCAGGGCCAGGGAGGCAGGAGAAAAAAGCCCCCAGAGGGAACACACGGAGCUGUGACCGGGAGGCUGAGCCAGCCUCGGGAGACGGGAACAGCAGGACAGGGCUGUUCUGCAGAAGGCGUUUGUAGGCCCGGGAAGAGUCUCACUGUGGAGGCUGGAGAACUGAGUGGUGCGGGUGGCAGAGGCCUGGGUGGGGAAUGUUUCUACCUGUGGCCUCUGUUGGGAGAAUAAAUGAAAUUUUAGAGACAAAAUCAGCAUGUGUGUC